Molecule: messenger RNA, 738 nt
Organism: Seminavis robusta
Lineage: Eukaryota; Bacillariophyta; Bacillariophyceae; Naviculales; Naviculaceae
Source: the annotation of a GenBank genome assembly
AUGCGUCUCACUGAGCACACCUUUCGAGCUUUGGCUCAGCCAAUGAUUGUUGGCCCUGCAUCUGAAUUUGACCGUGACUUUGUCACUUACUUUGGUUGUUCACCACACAGCGUGGCCAAGGCAUGGAAUUGUAACAACUUCAUUGGAGCGAAGCCGAAGCAUUUGCUUUGGACGUUGGUUUGGAUGAACGUCUAUGGGACUUGCCUUGUCACUGUUGACACCACUGAUGUUGCCAUUCCCGAGCCUCCCUUGAAACCUGGACAAGAGCGCCCUCGCAACAACGCUGGCAAGCAGCUUCCAUUCAACCUCAAAUGGUACAGCAAGAAGGUUGGUGGUGCUGCUCUCCGAUAUGAGACUGCAAUCUGCAUUCAAACAGGAGACAUUGUUUCAAUCAAUGGGCCCUUUCCGGCUGGUCGAUGGAAUGAUCCAAAGAUCUUUCACAAUGACUUGCUUGCUAGAUUGGGACCGGAGGAAAUGGUAGAGGCGGAUGGAGUCUACAAGGGGAUGCCCUUUGAUGUCCGCACUCCCCAUGAUCACAUCAAUGAAGCCGACAAGAAGGCCAAGAGCCAUGCUCGAGCCCGCCAUGAGAUUAUCCUUCACCGGAUCAAGGAAUGGAACUGUAUUGGCCACCGCUUCAAACACUCCCUGGAGAUGCAUGGCAUGGCUUUCCGCGCUGUCGUCGCCAUGGUGCAGCUCAUGAUUGAAGAAGGCGAAAUUGCCUUUAAAGUCGACUACUAG